AUGAGAAAGUGGGAAAAAUACCAUAAAAAGUAUUGUAAAGACUGGGAAAAGGAAGAAAUCUUGAAAGAAUGGAUUUUGAGUGUAACAGGAGGCGACCAAAAAGCAUAUUGUAAGUAUUGCAAAACUCAAAUUCGAGCACAUCAUGGGGAACUAGUUUCUCAUGCAAAAACUGAGAAACAUAAGCGCAACAAGCAACCUUUUCUCAGUUCAAGAACCUUAUUUGAGUUAGGUUGUCAAAGUAAAAAAGUAGACAAUUUUCUCAAAGUUACAGAGAUAAAGAUCGCUGCCCACAUCGCGUGUCAUUCUAGCUUAAACACCGUGGAUCAUCUUGGCGAGUUAUUUAAAGAUGUCUCAGGGAAAGAUGUUAAACUCCACACAACAAAGUGUACUGCAUUGAUUAAAUGUGUGUUAGGACCAGCGAUGUUAGAACAGCUACUUCAAGAAUUGGCCGACAUCCCUUAUUCACUAAUUAUAGAUGAAAGCACUGACAUUGGCAAUGAAAAACAACUGUGCAUUAUGGUUAAGUACUACAGCGCAGCCAAACAACAGAUUUUCACAAGCUUCCUUGGACUUUUGUCUAUUGAAUCAGGAACGGCAGAGGCCAUUUUUCAAGCAAUAAUUGAAUUUUUGAGAGCAAAGGAGCUUGAUAUCAAGCAGUGUAUAGGCUUGGCCACUGAUGGGUGCAACACAAUGUGUGGAAGGAACAAUUCUGUAAUCACAAAAUUUCGUGAACUAUGCCCUAACAUAAUACAUAUAAGAUGCAUUUGUCAUUCUAUCCAACUUUGUUCCUCACAUGCUCUUAAAGUAAUGCCACGGAAUGUGGAGUUAAUGGUGUCAGAAACGUACAACUGGUUUUCUCAUAGCACUUCUAGGCAACGAAAGUAUCGCCAGAUCUAUUCAGCUAUCAACGUGGAGGAAGCAGCUUUGAAGAUUUUAAAGCUCUCCGACACACGUUGGCUAUCUAUUUCUGCAUGUGUUGACCGAAUACUCCAACAGUUUGACGGACCGAAACUACACUUUCAGCUUGCCAAAGAUGAAGAUCGCAACUACACUGCAGAAUUACUUUUUCAAAUGUAUGGUGACAUGGAGAAUAAAUUAUAUCUAAUUUUUCUGCAGCCUAUCCUUAAAGAAUUAAACCGAGUAAAUAAGCUGUUUCAGUCAGAUUCUGCUAACCCGUUGCAACUCCUCACUGAUGUUAUGAUGGCAUUGGCGGAAUCAAAUUUAACUUUUGAAAAGGUUGAUGUAAUCAAAUCUAGAUGUCAACAAUUUCUGGUUGAGUUGCUCAGGCAAAUGAAGCAAAGGUUGCCAUGCAAUGUGGAGCUGCUUGAGUCUAUUGCUGAUCUAAGUCCAACUGUUGUUACAGGCAAACAGAAACGAUCUCUUCAAGACCUGUCGUUUCUUCCACUAUUUUCCGGAGAUUUAGGUAAACUUGACCAACAAUAUAGUCGCAUUGGUUCAAUCCAGUGGAUUGAUGUCAACGACCAGAAGAUUGAGCAAUUUUGGUUUGUCGUCAUUAAUCAUGUUGAUGCUUCUGGGGAUCACGAUUUUCAAGAGUUGGGAAGCCUUGCACUUUCUAUUUUGGCUCUUCCUUUUAGCAACGCAGCAGUUGAAAGAGCAUUUUCUCUGAUGGCUUUGCUAAAAUCCAAACUAAGAAAUCGAAUGGGACAGUCGCUACUAGAGAAUCUCUUGCACGUGAAAUCAUAUAUGGCAACGCAAAAAAUUUGCUGCAACAAUUUUACUCCUUGGCCUCAAAUGAUAUCUAGGUUUACUUCAGAAAUUUAUGAAAGUACAGAAGACGUAAACGAUGCGAUAUACGAUAUCAAUGUGUAG
Messenger RNA from Xenia sp. Carnegie-2017, 1830 nucleotides. RefSeq lists its product as uncharacterized. The record is from RefSeq and is a predicted model, not a curated record. NCBI's taxonomy places the organism in Eukaryota, Metazoa, Cnidaria, Anthozoa, Malacalcyonacea, Xeniidae. Gene Ontology annotation, molecular function: protein dimerization activity. The coding region runs from base 1 to 1830 and encodes 609 amino acids. The transcript is spliced from 2 exons.